Molecule: messenger RNA, 1510 nt
Organism: Heterotrigona itama
Lineage: Eukaryota; Metazoa; Arthropoda; Insecta; Hymenoptera; Apidae
Source: the annotation of a GenBank genome assembly
AUCGACAGUCAUACUUCAUUGAAUUAAAACCCUGAAAAAGCACGAUUGUCGAAUACACAUUGUAUAGUUAAUAAUAUAAAUAAACGACCAUGUGAAAAAUAUCGACAUUAUUUGUACAUCGAAUUACAAAUGGAAAAUAAUACGUUCGGAACAUUUAAGUCAAGAACGGAAUUGUUGAAUAGGUAUUCGCUAUAAAGUGUCAACUUGUGUAUCAAUAUGGCGGCGAGUUUCGAGGAAGAGCAAAGUUUAAGAGAGUGCGAGGAAUACGUACAGAGACACAAUAUUCAACAAGUUUUGAAAGACUGUAUAGUACAGCUGUGUGUGGGACGUCCUGAAAAUCCCAUAUCAUUCUUGAGAGAAUACUUUCAAAAACUGGAACGGGAGCAGGCUCACGAUGCUAAGCAACAGAUCGCAAUCAGUCCAGAGGAUACCGAGGACAUACCUGCUGGACAACAAGGCCCUCAAGUUCCGAGGCGAAGAGGAGGCAUCUCCGCGGAGCCGGUAUCCGAAGAAGAUGCGACCAGUUAUGUCAAGAAAGUCGUACCGAAGGAUUACAAAACAAUGGCUGCCUUGAGCAAAGCUAUCGCCAAAAAUGUUCUCUUCGCUCAUCUCGACGAGAAUGAACGUUCUGACAUUUUUGACGCCAUGUUCCCUGUCACGUUUUUACCCGGAGAGGCAAUUAUUCGCCAAGGCGACGAAGGUGACAAUUUUUACGUUAUUGAUCAAGGAGAGGUCGAAAUCUUUGUCAAUGGUGAAUUAGCCACAACAAUAGGAGAAGGUGGAAGUUUUGGUGAACUUGCGUUGAUAUAUGGGACACCGCGUGCCGCGACUGUUCGAGCGAAGACAGAUGUAAAAUUAUGGGGUAUCGAUAGAGAUUCCUAUCGAAGAAUUCUCAUGGGAUCUACUAUAAGGAAGCGAAAGAUGUACGAAGAAUUCCUCUCCAGAGUUUCAAUUUUAGAAUCUUUGGACAAGUGGGAACGGCUCACGGUGGCCGAUGCUUUAGAACCGGUGGCAUUUGACGACGGUGAGACAAUAGUUCGGCAGGGUGAACCAGGUGAAGAUUUUUACAUAAUCGUCGAAGGCACAGCUGUUGUCCUCCAACAACGUUCGGAGGGUGAAGAACCAGCGGAAGUUGGUCGUUUAGGACCAUCUGAUUAUUUCGGUGAAAUUGCAUUGUUAUUGGACAGGCCGAGAGCAGCGACUGUUGUGGCACGAGGUCCUUUGAAAUGUGUGAAACUCGAUCGAGCAAGAUUCGAGCGAGUUUUAGGUCCGUGCGCGGAUAUUUUGAAACGCAACAUCACUCAGUAUAACAGUUUCGUAUCCCUAUCCGUAUAAAUUACCGUGCCGGCAACAUUAUCAGCCACCCUGAUUUCUUUUUAUGAAAGUACGUUUCACUUUUAAUAUUUUUUAUUUGAGUAAUGAUGUAAGUAAUAAUUGUACUAUGUCGGGUAACGAUAUUUGCGUUAAGAAUUAUAUAUGUUGUCCAUUAAAAUUAGAUAAUGCGACGAUU